Molecule: messenger RNA, 1147 nt
Organism: Notechis scutatus (mainland tiger snake)
Lineage: Eukaryota; Metazoa; Chordata; Lepidosauria; Squamata; Elapidae
Source: RefSeq, a predicted model, not a curated record
CCACAGAGAGGAGAGGUUGCAUCAACUCAGGGAGGGUAGAAUGAGGAUUACUCAGAGCAAGGAACCGAAUUCCCGGAAAAAAAGCCUCACUGGGAAGACAUCAUAUAAAUGCCUAGAAUGUGGGAAGAGCUUCCACUAUGCGAGUGACCUAACUUGCCAUAAUAGGACCCAUACAGGGGAAAAGCCAUAUCACUGUAUGGUGUGUGGAAAGAGAUUCAGGCAAAAAGGUAAUCUUAAGUCACAUGAGAGGAUCCACACGGGAGAAAAACCAUUUCAAUGCAUGGAGUGUGGAAAGAGCUUCAAUGCAAAAAUUAGCUAUAUCAUACAUAGCAGAAUCCACACGGGGGAGAAACCCUUUCAAUGCCUGCAGUGCGGAAAGAGCUUCAGUCAAAAAGCUCCUCUUAAGUCAGACGAGAGGAUCCACACGGGAGAAAAACCAUUUCAAUGCAUGGAGUGUGGAAAGAGCUUCUAUAGCUCUUCAAACCUGACUGCGCAUCACAGAAUCCACACAGGGGAGAAGCCCUUUCAAUGCCUACAGUGUGGAAAGAGCUUUGCCAGGUCUGGUGGCUUUCAUGCCCACAAACAGACCCACACAGGGGAGAAACCCUUUCAAUGCCUGGAGUGCAGAAAGAGCUUCAGUCAAAAAGGUCAUCUUAAGUCACACGAGAGGGUCCACACGGGAGAAAAACCAUUUCAAUGCAUGGAGUGUGGAAAGAGGUUCAGUGCAAAAAAUAGCUAUAUCGUACAUAGCAGAAUCCACACGGGGGAGAAACCCUUUCAGUGCCUGCAAUGUGGAAAGCGCUUUUCCCGUUCUGAUAGGUUUCGUGCCCACAAACGGACCCACACAGGGGAGAAACCGUAGAAAUGCCUGGAGUGUGGAAAGAGCUUCUGUACAUCCAACAUCUUAACUUCCCAUCAAGUAUGCACAGAGGAGGGAAACCAAAUCAAUGCACCAAGUGUGGGAAGUGCUUCAGUCAAAAAAGUCAUCUUAAUACCCAUAAAAUAAUCCACACAGGUGAAAAGCCCUAUAAGUGCACCAUGUGUGACAAAUGUUUCACCAAUUCAUGGGGCCUCACUUGCCACAAAAGUCUCCAUACUGGGGAGAAACCAUAUGAAUGCCGCAUGUGUGGAAAGAGCUUCAGUGCAA